AUGGCCUCGAAUGCGUGUCUGAGACACGAGGUCAUUCGGAUAUACAAAGAGUUGCUUUACUUGGGCCGGGAAUAUCCAUUGGGUUAUGAUUACUUCAGGCCCCGACUCCACAAGGCCUUUGCGAGCCAAGCAGGCCUUCAGGAUGAAGAGCAAAUUCGACAGGGCAUCAAACGAGCCGAGUUCGUGAAGAAGGGUGAGUCCUCCAAUACUUUGGUGGCUUGCGUGUAG
This is a messenger RNA of Mytilinidion resinicola, 228 nucleotides long. RefSeq lists its product as uncharacterized. The record is from RefSeq and is a predicted model, not a curated record. Gene Ontology annotation, cellular component: mitochondrion. Gene Ontology annotation, biological process: respiratory electron transport chain. The transcript is spliced from 2 exons. Bases 1 to 228 code for a protein of 75 amino acids. Lineage: Eukaryota; Fungi; Ascomycota; Dothideomycetes; Mytilinidiales; Mytilinidiaceae.